Jaminaea rosea is the source of this 920-nucleotide messenger RNA. RefSeq lists its product as hypothetical. Lineage: Eukaryota; Fungi; Basidiomycota; Exobasidiomycetes; Microstromatales. The transcript has a single exon. Bases 286 to 750 code for a protein of 154 amino acids. The record is from RefSeq and is a predicted model, not a curated record.
GGGAGGAAGCAGAGCGCCUUUCCCCUGACUAAAAGGGGCGCACGCAAUUCUAAUUCCCUCGAGGAGCUAGCGAGAAGGCACCAUGGUCAUGUCGCUGAACAAGGGGAUGCGCUCGCACCGAGAGAGGCCGAACAAGUAGCGACCCACUUUCCCGAGUCGAGUCGAGUCGAAUCGAAUGCCAUCAGUCCAGCUCCUCGCUCCGUGGCGAUCGAAGGCGGCUGCCCUCCACGCGGCAAAGUCGAAGUCAAAGAAGACGAGCUCGGCGAGAGAAGCACCGCCUAGCUCAUGCCCGUCUCGUCUCGUCUCGCCUCAUGCCGUCUCUGCCUCUUGAGCUCUCGACUUCUCCGCUCACGACUUGCGUCUCACGUCCCACGACUCGGCGUCUCGAACCUGAACCGCAACGAUGCGUCUUGCUCCGAUCGAAAAGCGUACUCUACACGAGUAGAUGAAGGAGGUCUUGGCUUGGUAUCAAAUCGUGCGUGCACGGUGCACGGUCUUGCGGCGACUUUUCCCUUCUUUGCCAGGCCUGCCUUGCCGGUCUCGACCCUCGUCCCGCUGCGCGCUUGCUGUGAGCGAACGAACGCUCGUGGUGUGUGUGUAUGUGAGACGAUUAUCAUGCUGCUUCGCGGAUGUUCGCUCGAAAUAGACGAUACGACACGGCACGACACGAUGCGUUCUGCCUUCGUUCGGCGCAGCGCUGCGCCCACGCCCGCGUGCGUCUCGCUCGAGGGAAGGGUCGUACCCUAUUAGGCGCUUUACGCUCAAAUCGGGCGGGCGCACUUGCCUCCUUGCGAGGGCGUACUUGCUCCUCGGCAAGUCGGGUGCGAGCACAGCACAGCAUUAAAGUCCCGACGACGGGCGGGGCGAGGUGAGGCGAGGCGAGGCGAGGAUAGGAUGGAAGGCGUGGACGGGAAGGCGUG